CGCAAUCUGUCACUACGGGCAGACUGCAAACGCUUGCACGUGUUCGGAAGAUUUGGAUAUAGGUCUGCUGUUCCUCAGAACAGCCCAGCGUCGCGCGCCAUAGACCGCACAGCCCAAGCGUGGAAAGACACAUAAUGGCAGUGUGGUGAUUCUGCAAGAUGGCGUCGUUGGGAAGGAGGCGCGGUGUCCCAGUCAACAGGGAGAGGGCAGUGAUGGCAGCCACGGAAUGCUACAUCGUGCAUGAGAUCUACAACGGGGAGAAUGCGCAAGAGCAGUUUGAGUAUGAGCUGGAGCAGGCGCUGGAAGCGCAAUACCGCUAUAUUGUGAUUGAGCCCACACGCAUCGGUGACGAGACGGCCCGCUGGGUGGCUGUGGGCAACUGCCUGCACAAGACGGCGGUGCUGUCGGGCACGGCGUGUCUCUUGACGCCGCUGUCGCUGCCCGUCGAGUACUCGCGGUACGUGGCGCUGCCCGCGGGCGCCCUCAGCUUGGCCUGCGCCGCACUCUACGGCAUCUCCUGGCAGUUCGAUCCAUGCUGCAAGUACCAGGUGGAGUACGACAGUCAGAAACUCUCCCGGCUGCCACUGCACACGCUCACCUCCUCCUCGCCAGUGGUGCUGGUGCGGCGGGACGACGUGCACAGAAAGAGACUCCACAACACGAUAGCACUGGCCGCGUUCGUCUACUGCGCCAAGAAGAUCUACGAACUCUACGCCGUAUGAGCGGAGCAAAGGGGAGGGGAGGGGGGGGGGGGGGGCGCACACGUAGGCGCGUGCGUGCGUGACAAUAGCAAACACCACACACACACACAGCAGACACAUAAUACACACAAACACACACUGUUGUGAAAAGAUUAAAAAAUAUAUACACUUUUACAUUACACACCACAUGCAGGGGAAAGAUGAAACACAAACACACAAGACUGGAAAGAGAAUAAAGAGCGGCAGAGCGAAAAAAUGACUACAAUCCCUGAAUGAGCUACUGGAUUGACCAAGGUAGACGGCAGCCAGAAGAAAACAGAAAAGGAAAGUGAAGUCUCUCCCUCCCUCCCUCCCUCCCUUUCUCUGGCACCUGUGUUCCUGGCUCUCGACCGGCUGCUGGUGGGUGGAUGGAUGGAUGGAUGGAUGGAUGGAUGGACAAAACACAGGGGUUAAUAGUUUAAACUAGAAGAACGAUUCUCUCUCCCUCUCGUCUCUGUACUCUCUAAGUGACAUCACCAGUGCACCUGCCUCCUCUCCCCCUCCUCCUUUAAGACCCCAUAUGUCUCCACACACACACGCGCGCUAACACUAUGCCGUUGCGCGGGCAGUGCCCCGCCAACCCUGGUGGUGUGUGUGGUCCUGGUCGAACAGACGGACUGACGUUUUGAAGUAUUACUGAUCUCCGAUUCUUGACUUCUGUGUAGUUGUACUGUAACCUGACUCAGUGCUUUUCAUUAAACCGUAGGAGAUUUCAAACCUCA
Messenger RNA from Clupea harengus (Atlantic herring), 1462 nucleotides. It is a transcript of the gene tmem11, whose product is annotated as transmembrane protein 11. NCBI's taxonomy places the organism in Eukaryota, Metazoa, Chordata, Actinopteri, Clupeiformes, Clupeidae. The record is from RefSeq and is a predicted model, not a curated record. Gene Ontology annotation, cellular component: mitochondrial inner membrane. Gene Ontology annotation, biological process: inner mitochondrial membrane organization.